CUUGCGAUAUGACCUCGCCACUAGUCUUUUUUUCAGCAGUUGCUUUUGAAACUUCGAAGGUGUUGCAACGACUGGCACGCGACUAGUUGUACAUAUUCUGCACACUCUAUACCUACACACCAGUGACUGAACCCAAUAUCUAUCCGGUCAUCUUGAAUAAGUAGUAUGUCCGAAAAGAUUGCAAGUCACAGUGGAGUCACCCGACACAAUGACGUAUCAUCCAGUUCACCACCUUCAAAUGCACCCGGACGACUGAUAUCAAAUCGAGUUUUUGUUGGCAAUAUCCCGCCGAAUCUUGUUGAACGUGAUCUUAUCAUGCUGUUCCAUCGGUUUGGUAAGAUUCGCGACGUCAAAAUCAUACCAGAACACACACGCAACAAGUCUUAUGGCUUUGUUACUUUCUUCAGCGAAGCCGACGCCAGACGAGCCAUACAAGCUUCAGUGCAACAUGAUUGUGUAAUGUGGGGAGACCGUAAACUUAACGUUGCUCCAGCAAUUAAACGGGUCAACAGUAACAAUCACGGUUCACCGUCAUCUAGUUCAAACGGCUUUUAUCAGCCUUCUCGACUUGCCAAUAAUCCUUACUAUGCCAAUCCAGUGCCAGUGCCUGCAGCAAACACGAUGUACACCAACACAGGAGUUGUGUCGCCUGUUGAUGUACAACCUCAGAUCGAUCACGGACAAGUCGAUUCCAGCAAUAAUGCGAUGUAUCAGUCAGCAAUGAUUUGCCGUUUGCCUCAUCAAUAUGCCAUGACGCAGUGCCAUCAGUAUUCUUCGUCUUCCAGUGGCCACUAUUUCGUCUCCCCUGGAUUCCAGCCUUACGUCCAGUCUGGGACUCCAAUUCCAGCUGGUCACCAAGCAGCGCACUAUGCCUCUUAUGCGAGCAUCACGGCUGUGCCGUUGACACCACCGUGCUCGUCAGCUUCUCGAGAUAACAGCGUGGUCAUGGACGGCCAAUCAGACGUGUGCGCAGAUAGCAGUGCCGGUGAUGGCGGCAAUAGCAGUCAGGGUGGUGGUGGAGGAGUAGAAAAGAACGCUGUUGAAGAUUUGGGGAACGAGCCUAGUAAUGAAGCUGGCCAGCUUCACCAAACUUCUCUCACCAAUGAUUCUCCUUAUCCGCUUCACACUACCAUCAUGUGUUGUCCACAUCAUUCUUGUAUGUUGAGCCCUAUAUCACCCAUUCAGCAUUUGCCAAACCAAGCCGUUGCAGCGGCUGGUCUUGCACGUUCUUGUCUGUCACUUCACGGUCAUCCGACAGCCAAUUGUCCUUACCCUCCAAAUUCUCCGCUAAUUUACAGUUCUCCAAUUGUAUACAAUCCAGCACGCCGUUCUUCGUCCGCGCGCCUUCAGCGUUGGAAUUCUCUUGACGCAAAUUUGACAGGUCUUAGCCAUCACCCACAUCAGAAUGGUUAUUGGGGUAACGAAACAGCUUGGUCCCGCCCGUCGUUACUGGACGAUUCGUACGGCUCAGAAGCAGGUCUUUAUCAAGGACCUAGAGGAUUCGAAAGGCCUCUAAGGCCCGCUUUUUCAUGUCAGUCCCAUCACGGAGGUAUGUUUUCGCCCUUUUGUCGCUCGUUCGAGUACAAUAUUUGGGGCCAAGGCCAUGCCCCCAACAGCGGAAGCCCAGACUACGCUGAUCAGUCCGGCAGUCCUAAUACGAGUGCCACCUCCCAGGUGGGCAUGCCUGCCCAAUCUCAUUCCAAUCUGGCCCUGAAUGAAACAGGCACGGAACAGGUGCAACAACAUCCGAAGAAGUAAAUAUUAUUUUUUGUCGUAUUAUUUGAUCAUAAUUCGAACCGAUAAAGAGGAUUAAGCAGAUUUUUCUAUUAUUGAAUACCUUUCAGUUAAUCUAUUAUUUUUCCCUUCCACAAUUGAUUGUGCUUUACCUACUAACACAAUCCAUGCUAAUGAUUUUCGUUUUGUCUCCAAAUACUCCGAUCCAACCAUUCUCAUAUGCAAGUAGUUUUCAUUUUUGUCGUAUCUAUACCCUAUGAGAAAGGAGGUGGUUUGGUAAAAGUGACAAUUGAAUCGAUCCUCGUGCCUGUUUCUACUCCUUUUCUAUUCGAUUGGAAUUCACGAAUUUUUAUGUUUUGAGUUUUUUUCUUUUUGCCGCCCCAUAUCUCCCUCUUGUCUUAAUAUUAUGGUUAAUGUGCUUUCCCACCAACUUCAAAAUGCCAUGUGCAUUGCUUUAUAAACCAGAAACUUUUGAAAGUGUUAUUUGUAAUCAUAUAGUCUAAAACGAUUCACUUGGGAAUAAAUAUUGCAUGCCACUUGAUCACGAAUAAUCUUGAGCUAAGUUGCGACCUAUUUAAAAAAU
Molecule: messenger RNA, 2317 nt
Organism: Daphnia carinata
Lineage: Eukaryota; Metazoa; Arthropoda; Branchiopoda; Diplostraca; Daphniidae
Exons: 7
Coding region: 166-1758 (530 amino acids)
Molecular function (GO): RNA binding
Source: RefSeq, a predicted model, not a curated record